GUGUUUGCGGAUGACUGUGUCAUACGCUUUUCGUUGCCUUUUUCUUGAUUGUUGGCCAUCUUUGAAAGUUGCGUAGCUUUAGGGAGGACUUGUGCGUAUUGUGAUAAUUCGCGACGUGGUGAUAAAUGUUCCGUUUCCGACUGUGAUUGUGUACAUAUUAGUGUAAUCAUUUGCAGAAAAUGGGUCGCAAGAAGAAGAAGCUGUCGAAACCGUGGUGCUGGUACUGUAACCGGGAAUUUGAGGAUGAAAAAAUCCUUAUACAGCAUCAGAAAGCCAAGCACUUUAAAUGCCACAUAUGUCACAAGAAGUUGUACACAGGCCCCGGCCUGUCUAUACAUUGCAUGCAAGUGCACAAGGAAACCAUAGACAAAGUUCCCAACUCGUUACCAAACCGCUCCAAUGUAGAUAUUGAAAUAUAUGGCAUGGAAGGCAUACCUCCACUAGACCUCAGAGAGCACGAGAGGCAGAAGCAAGGCACUCGUAGUGUCGGCAACGAUUCGGGAUCCGACGACGACGAGCCCGCUAGCAAAAAAUUAAAACCAGAAGGAUUGCUGGGUACAGCUCCGAGCAUGGUACCCGGGAUGAUGCCGGGGAUAAUGCCUCCCCCUGGUAUGCCUCCCGGUAUGCCCCCAAUGAUGUCCAUGGCUCCUAUGGGGUCACCGUUUAUGCAUCCAGGCAUGGCACACAUGAUGCCGCCCCAUUUGGCCAUGAUGCAGGGUCAAGCGGGCCCGCCGAAGCCCCUAUUUCCCAGUGCCGUGCCCUCGUCGUCCCCCGGUGCAGCGGUAGUUGGGGCCGAUUUUAAGCCCAUUUCAGCUGCGGCCACCAUAAGCGCGCCGCCGACCACGCACCCGACGAGCAGUAUUCCGGUGACCGAUUCCGCGAAGGUCAACACGAUCGCCGCUACCGGCGGUUCCAGCAGGAUAAUCCACCCGCCAGAGGAUAUUUCCCUGGAGGAAAUAAGGACGAGACAUCCGAGGUACGCGAGACACGUGCGCGGCAAGUCGGAGGAUAGGGCGUCGAGUUCGGGCGCGUCAGCGUCGGAGGUGCAGCAGGCAAACAACUCGUUGCAGUUGGCCAUAGCGGUGUCGGCGGCGCAGCAAGUCGCUCACCAGAUGGCGCAGGCGAAGGCGCACGAGGUGCAGGCCGCGCACAACCAGCAGCUGGCGAUGAUGCGCGCUGCCGCCGGAGGCUUUCCGGUGCGGGUGUCGGGCCCGCCGCUCGCCAUGAUGGCGGGGGGGCCCGUGAUGGCGCCCGUGGGCGUGUUGCGGGGUCCGCCCCUCAUCGGGGGACCGUUGAUGCGACCGCCUCCGAUCUCGAUGCCGCCAGGUAUGAUCGGGAUGCCACCCGGAAUGAUGUACGGCGCCCACGUCUUCCCCGCCGGACCGAUGAUCAUGCAGCCCCGUUUCAGAUGAUCUCCAUUGAUGAUCCUGUACCACCCGCAAGUCUAAUUUAAGUCCCAUAAACACACACGUACCUAUUUUAGUCUCGGCACCGCGCGGGGGCGGUUGGCCCGCCGACGUCGACCGCCCCCGCGUCCCCGAGACCGCCGCCCGUGCGCAACAGCACCCCCGUUAUUUUUUUUCUUUCGACAGGUUUACGAUUGUAACACGCGCGAGACCGAAAGCUUCCCCAGCUCGGUACGUAAUUCUAUUUUUUUUUUGUAUUCCGUGACACAGCCGGGGCGAUAUAUACACCCAUUUGGUGGAAGGUUGGUCGAUUUUUAUUUCCUUUAUUUUAUUUUAUUUUAUUUUUUUCAUUUUUGCCCAUCCCCCGCAGCGCGUGCGAAAAUCGAGGGGGGUGGGGCGGGCGCGGGUUUCAGUAAUCGGGGCUGAGUUUGGCCGCCCUUUUCCCCCCGCCGCUGUUGCAUUUUUUUUUAGAUUUAAAGCAAGGUAAGCAAGCGAAGCGUCGGUUCAUUUUUUUUUUGUUGUCGGCAUAUCGAUAAAGGCAACAAUGGCCCAGUCGUCUUGAGAAGAAAGAAACUGCUGAAAAUGUUUUUUUGUAGGAUUAAAAAACACAAAAAAUAGAAAAAUAAGUUUAGGAGAAAAAAAAUAUUUUUUGCUAUUUUUUUAGAGGACGUUUUCUCCUUUUUAAAGAGUGGCAAAAUGAGGGUCUCUGCAGAAAUGUAUUUCUUAUUAUUAUAUUUAGAAAGUUUAAAUAAAAAAUGAUGUUUAUACCUGGAACGUAUGGUGUUUUUGGAAAACGUUCAAAGCUAGUUUGAUUUUUAAAAUUAGAGGAAGAAGAAGAUUUCUAAAAAAAUUAUGAAUGUUUGGGAAAAAUUGUGGGCAUUAAAAUCUUGAAUGUGUUUCAAAAACUUACGAGCGAUAUCAGUUGAGCCUGUUAAAGGUAAUAUCAAUUCCAAUUAAUUUAAAUCUUCAUUACUACUAUCACUAUCAUUUGGUGUGAAGCAAGGGCUAGGAAUCAAAUUAUUACCACAGUGUAACCUCUCAAUAGUGAACAACCACAGUGAAUCCGGUAGCGUCCCCUAAUUUACAUUAAGAUUGAAGUAAAAAUGAUAUUUUUUAUUGACAUGCAGAAGAAGAUCCAAAAUCAAUCACUUAUAACGUUCUAAAUUUGAUUUUGCAUAAGAAGUUUUAAUUACAGUCAUUUUUUUUUAUUUUCCGAAUAUUUUUUUUUAUUAAAAUAUAUUGUCAACAUAGUGAUUUAAUUUUUAUUUUGCGUUCAUCAAUGGUUUGAAAACUUAAAAUAUGAUAAUUACUUAUUGCGUUCUUAGUUUGAUUUCGAAAUAUAUUUUUUAAUUUUACAAUAUUUUAGAAGAAUAUUUUGUUUUGUAUUUAUCACCACUCUGAAUACCAAUUAAUUAUUCAGUACAACCUCUCAAUAGUGGACAACCAUGGUGAAUUCUGUAAAAUAUAUUUCAUUUAAAAUUUAAUAAUUAAUUUUAGUAAAAAACGUAAAAUUUUUCAUUUUAAUUUUUAGAAUAUUUGAUAUGUUAUGAUAAAUUGAUUCAAUACAUAUUGAUUUAUUUUUUGUUUUGUGUCCAUCAACGCUCCGAAUAGUGAACUAUGUAAAUAUGAUAAUUUUAUUAAAUAACGUAUAAUUUUUCAUUUUUAGAAUAUUUGAUUGAUAUGUUAUGAUAAAUUGAUCCAACACAUAUGGAUUUAUUUUUUGUUUUUUGUCCAUGAACCAUAGUGAAUUCUGUAAAAUAUGUUUUAUUUAAAAUGUAAAAUAUGAGAAAUAAUUUUCUUAAAACACGUAUAAUUUUUCAUUUUUAGAGUAUUUGAUAGAUAUGUUAUUGAUAAAUUGAUUCAAACAUGUUGGUUUUUUUUUGUUUUGUGCCCAUCAACGCUCUGAAUACCAAUUAUUGCUGUACAAUCUCCCAAUAAUGGACAAACAGGCAUUCAUGCAGUGUCCGCUAUAUGGAGAUUCGGGAUAUUUAGAAGUGUGGAAAAUAUAUAAAAGAAAAAAGUUAUUUCUAUUAUAAGACACGCGAAAAUCCAAAACCAAAACGUGUUAGUUUUAAUUUUUAAAGAUCUUUUUUUUUAAAGAUUCACUACUAAAUAAAUAUUCGAUAUGCCGACAAUAAAAUAAAAGCGCACGUAAAUUUUGACCGCCGCCGCGUAACAAAAAAAAAGGAUAUAUAAUAAACUGUAGGUAUCUAACUAGCUGAAUGCGACAAAAACAAUGGCGGAACGCCCGUCCGAAAUUGUACAUUUCGAUAAAGUCUUCAGGUAGGUCCUAAGCCGAACUGACUUGUAUCUAACCUGUAAUCGAGAUUAGUCCUAGUAGUGAUAAAAAUUAAAAAACGAAAACAAUGUUUAGACACGCCGUCGCGACCGAAGGUAAUCCCUUUUUUUAUUUUACUUUUUCUGCGAUAGAAACGGUGUAUGGUUUUAUUUUUUUUUCGCGGACGGGUGUCCGGACCCGCCCCUAGGGCGGCGCGAUCCGCUGCCGCCUCGUCGGGAUGUCCGCCGGACGCUCGUCCUGCCGUUCAGGGACUGGUAGACACGUAACCUCCGUAGCAGGCGAUACCCGUCACAGCCUGCACACGGCUGUUGGAUUGGGGCAACCCCCUGUACGUUAAACGCGGCGAUACCGACGGCGCUUCUCCCGCCCUCCCAUCGUCCGGUGUCGCCGCGCGUAGCGCACAGGUGAUUUUGCGGUCGCAGCGUUGCUGUUGGGUCCUCAGUCCCCUGCUGUUGCUUGACGAGACGCAGGCGAUUGCGAUCGGCUCGAGUGGGUCGGUCUCGAUCACAGGCCCGCCCAUCGAGGCGCCUGUUGGCGGGGGUGUCACAUGGCCGAGCCCGAAAACGCCUGGCAGGCGAGUGCAAUAAUACUUUACGUGGCGUUUAUACUUCAGGACGACGGGCCGUAGGCGAUUGAUCGAUCGAGAGGCAACAGUAAGCGUAAGAAAGUAGGGGGUCCAUUUUUGGUGACCUUGCGUUAGUCACGAUCGCGUCGUUAUACGCCGAGAGAAAUUUGUUCGCCAACUGAUGAACAGGUUCAUAGACUAGGAUCAAUUUCUUUUAAAGAAAGUGACGCUUUUUUUAUUAUUAGGAAUUGGAAUUAAUUCGUCGCGGUUUUUUUUCAAUUUAAAACAAUAUUUAUUAAAAAUGAAUAUUGAAAUAUUGUCACUUUUCCCGCUGCUGGUCUUUAGGUGCGAUCCACGAAUCUUCAUAACCAGUGAGCCGUAUGAGCCAUAGAUCUGAACAAAUGGUGCAGCAUCUGGAAAGUACGGCGGGUGAGGUAGGGCGUCUCAUUGAAGCGUUUCAAGCUCGGGCGCAUGAAUUGGAGUCGUGCUCCUGUAAUCGUUUUAUUUGGUUUUAAAGCUCGUAAUCAAUCACACCCAGUUGAUCCCACCAAAUGCAUAGCAGGAGCUUAGAUUCGUGGAUUUUCGUCGCCACUGGUGUCCACCAGGCUUUACCCAGGACUUUCUUUGCUUAGGAUUGUCGUAAUAAAUCCAGCUUUCCUCUCUCGUGACGAUCCGAUGCAAAAAUCCUUUUCUUUUUUCCACUGGAAGCAGUAAAUCAUAAAUCAAAAAUCGCCUUUCGAUAUCUCUCGGCUUUAAUUCAUUUUGGACCCUCCUUACCAAUUUCUAGUGAAGUUGACAAUUCUUGAAAAGAGUCUGACGUGAAUUCUUCAUUAAACAAUUUUUCUUAUUCUUCAUUUUCGAAUUUUUUGGGCUAUGUCGCUCUUAUAAAACGUGGAAACCAUUUUCUACACGUUUGCUCCGCUAGUGCAUGUUCUUCAUAAACAUCUACCAAAUUACGAUGACUUUAUUAUGACACUUUAUUUGGCAGAAACUGCGACAUAUUAAAAACAUCACAAAUUGUUGUUGGUUUUGUUUUGAUAUAACAAAUGAUAUGUGGUAAAGAAAAUGACGUCAAAUAACAGCCGUACUAUACCACUAGCGCCAUCUAUUACCAAAACCCCGCGAAUUAAUUCCACAACACCGCAAUAUUUUAUUUGAUUAUUUUAAUAUAGCGAAAAUGAAUUUUAAUGAAAAUUAUCCAUUAUUCGAAAGUUUUAAAUGAAAAUGCUCAAAGAGAAAAACUCAUUAUUUUGUUUUUAUUAAACCGAUUUGAAGAUAAAAAAUCACAGAACGCAAAGGGUUGCAAUUUUUUUUAGUGCUUUAUAAGUGUCAUCAUUUUUAUGCUUCGUGCAAUAGAUACGCAUUAUUAUACUGAAAAAUAAUACUUGACAGUUUGUGUCACGUUCUAGAGGAUAACACCCAAGCAUUUUUUAAACGUUAUUCCCCGCUUGCAUCGAUUUUUAUGAGAAUAUUUCUUUCUUUAGGUAACUUCGUUACUGAACGUUGGCGACAAUGGCAACAAACUCUCUACUUGUCUUAUAUUGUUAAGCCAUCAACAUUUUUGGAUAUUUUACUAUAUUAAGAUAUUAUAAAUAAACAAUAUUACUAUAAAUCAAAUUUAACGAAAAACAUACUAAAAACAGGAUGUACUUUUCGAUAUCAAUGCCAGUCUGAAAAUAACACCUGCGAUAAGCACCCUAUGUUUUCGGUUUACUUGAAAAUAACAUAAAAGAUCACAAUAAAAAAACAAAAAAUCAGCACACUAUAAAUAUGAGCUACUGUUUACAAAUCUUUCGGAUUCAUCCCACGUCGCUUGUUAAUAAAUUAUAUUUUCUGCCUUUUAGUCAGUCAGAUAAUUGACGAAGCGUCAGCAAGUUUGGUUAAUAAACAAUCGACGUAGAACGAAUCCAGAAGAUAAACAAUCGAACGGGUACGAGCUUUUUGACAUUUAUACCAAGGACAUCCGACCGUGCGCAUGGAAAAAUACGUUGCCUCUGUUGCCUCUCUUUAGAUCAGACCGCUCUGUCUAUGUCUGGUACUGUUUAGAGCGCGAAAUGUUUCCGACGUUUGGGCACGGAAUAGACAAACAACCCCAAGGAUAACUCUCAGUUUGCGCAUUACACUAACGUCAAAAUGUUGAGUCUGCCAUAAUUUACAAAAAUUUUAAUACGGCUCGGCGUUAUAUUUGUAUUAAAUGGCGAUUUUCCAGGAAGCCAAAGUCUUCUGUUUGUCUAUUUAUUCUGUGUGUGUAUUUGUCAACUACGCGAUUACUACUUUGCAGGUAUUAGAACUGGAAUUGAAACGACCAGUUGUGAUAUUUCAGUGAAAAUAAUAAUGUAAUCGAUAUUUUUUUUAAAUACACACACAUUUUAAAUGUUACACUCCUCAAAUAAUAAAUUUGAUGGAAACUCAUUGCUGCAAUUUUUAUUUGUAGGUUUUAUUUUGGUUUUCAUUAAAUUUUUGUUAACCAGUGGUUCCAUUUUAAAUUCUAACAUUUGCAAUGAUUAAAUAUCACACAAACUUUGACAGAUGUAGGAAAAAAUGGCCGUCCUGAGUCACAUUAGUAUAACGGAAGAGUUAAGUGCGAAUUAGCGUUUCCGAGACUUUUUUUCCGGGUUUUUGUUUGUUGGGGAAAUUUUAAAGCAAAACAUAGGAGAGGUGCCGCCGCCCAGUAGUAUAAACGCGACCUUACGGGAGCGGGGCCCCAGUUACCGGUCGGUUUGUUCGAUCGGCGCGGUCUUUGUGAAUAUAGCAAGGAGUUCGUUUCGGGUUGACAUGUGACCUUUUGCCCCUGUAUAUACACUGCUAUUAAAUGUAUUUAUAUUUAUGUUUAAAGCAAACUAAGUAGGUAUUAAGUGCAUUGUUUUGUUCCGCCAAUAAAAGUUUGUUUAGAAAAGGCAGCACGCGGGAGU
Cylas formicarius (sweet potato weevil) is the source of this 7182-nucleotide messenger RNA. RefSeq names its product BUB3-interacting and GLEBS motif-containing protein ZNF207 (gene BuGZ). The transcript is spliced from 8 exons. The coding region runs from base 180 to 1412 and encodes 410 amino acids. Gene Ontology annotation, cellular component: nucleus. Lineage: Eukaryota; Metazoa; Arthropoda; Insecta; Coleoptera; Brentidae. The record is from RefSeq and is a predicted model, not a curated record. Gene Ontology annotation, molecular function: DNA binding.